This is a messenger RNA of Triplophysa rosa, 855 nucleotides long. RefSeq names its product FKBP prolyl isomerase 3 (gene fkbp3). Bases 31 to 693 code for a protein of 220 amino acids. The record is from RefSeq and is a predicted model, not a curated record. The transcript has 7 exons. NCBI's taxonomy places the organism in Eukaryota, Metazoa, Chordata, Actinopteri, Cypriniformes, Nemacheilidae. Gene Ontology annotation, molecular function: peptidyl-prolyl cis-trans isomerase activity.
AUACGCACGUGGUUAGUCUUGCUGAUCAUCAUGGCGGCGGAACCCGCACGCGACUGGAGCGAUGAACAGCUAAAAGGUGAAGAAGUACCGAAGAGAGAGAUCAUUACAUUUCUCAGGGAUAACGGAGCGCACUCGUUUCUAGCUGAACACAAACUUCUUGGAAAUAUCAAGAAUGUGGCAAAGACGGCCACAAAAGAGAAACUCGUUGAAGCCUACAACCAGCUGUUCUUGAGCAAGAGGUUUAAAGGCACAGAAAUUGAUGUGGUCACAGAAGAGGUCAAAGCUGUAAAAAUCGAUGACACCCCUAAAGAAGUCAAGAUAGAAGCUGUAGAUGAGGGUCCUCCUAAAUACACGAAGUCAAUCCUUAAGAAAGGCGAUAAGGCGAAUUUCCCCAAGAAAGGAGAUACAGUAGGCUGCUGGUACACGGGAACUCUUGAAGACGGAACUGUGUUUGAUACCAACAUACCUGCAUCUGCAAAGAAAAAGAAGCAGUCAAAGCCUCUGAGCUUCAAAGUCGGGCUGGGAAAAGUCAUCAGAGGAUGGGACGAAGGUGUGAUGACGAUGAGUAAAGGCGAAACCGCUCGAUUAGACAUCGAGCCUGAAUGGGCGUAUGGGAGAAAGGGAGUGCCGGACUCAAAAAUCCCACCCAAUGCAAAGCUGAUAUUUGAAGUCGAGCUGGUGUCUAUUGAUUGAGUCCUUCUAAAACACAGAAGCACUUCAGUAUCACUCGAAUGUUAUUUUGUUUCUCUUUUUAUGUUGGAAUGGCCAUGUUUCAUCUCAGUCAUGCGACACUGAGUUCUUCAAAAGCUAUUUUUGCAUGGUUGUAAUGUUACAAUAAAAUGAAACACUGAACAA